This is a messenger RNA of Spinacia oleracea (spinach), 607 nucleotides long. RefSeq lists its product as uncharacterized. Bases 9 to 587 code for a protein of 192 amino acids. Gene Ontology annotation, molecular function: cysteine-type peptidase activity. Gene Ontology annotation, biological process: proteolysis. The record is from RefSeq and is a predicted model, not a curated record. The transcript is spliced from 6 exons. Lineage: Eukaryota; Viridiplantae; Streptophyta; Magnoliopsida; Caryophyllales; Amaranthaceae.
CUUCGGAGAUGUAUAUGAAAAAGUGGGCAAUGGAUUACGAUGGCAAGAGUCGGAGAAUUAUGCUUGACCCAACAUUUGCGAUGAGGGUAAUUACGAAUAAGGAUCCUUUUGAACAUCUGGCAAAGAAGCACGGCCAACCGCUUCGUGACAUAACUGCAUCCCAGAUUUGUGUGAUUUUUGUUCCUGUAUUGGACGAUGACCAUUGGUGGUGUGCUGCAUUUGAGUUGAAGGAGAAGACCAUAUGGUUCAUGGAUACUAUGUACCCCAACCCCGAAGAGAAGCAUAAGUCUAUUCUGAAAAAUAUGAUCCCGGCCAUCGACACGAUGUUAAAUGUCCAUGACCCCCAGUGGGAACUAGGCACAAUGGGUAGUUGGGGAAGACAACUAGUCGAGCUUAUGAACAACACCGACAAUCAUAGCUGCGGCGUACUAAUGUUGGGAUGGAUAAAGUCAUCGGCCGCUCGUAUCGUAUCAAGAUAUGGAAUGGAAAAUAUUGUUGUGGCUCGAAAAGCGCUACUAAUGGAAGACUUUCUCUCGGAAUUUAAUGAAGCAAAGGAUGAAGCAUUGUCAGCAAUCACCUAUACUUGAAAGGCAUCUGAUGAUUCUCG